Molecule: messenger RNA, 3848 nt
Organism: Poecilia latipinna (sailfin molly)
Lineage: Eukaryota; Metazoa; Chordata; Actinopteri; Cyprinodontiformes; Poeciliidae
Product: B-cell receptor CD22-like
Exons: 10
Coding region: 927-2507 (526 amino acids)
Source: RefSeq, a predicted model, not a curated record
GUUUAGGAAUCUAAAUGGAUUUCUAAUAGCGGCUGUGUGGAUCAGUGUCUCCCCCUAGUGGACACAGAAUAGAUAAAGCUGGCAUUGGUCAGCCACCAGGUCAAAAGGACACGUGAGGUCGUGACUUUAUUAAAUCACAAUCUUUACUUUUUUUAACAGUUCACUGGAGAUUUUUAUUGACCUGUCAGAAUGAGAGAUGCGCUUCCUCCUUGAUCAAUUCUCUGUAAAACUUGAAAAAUAUUUAAAGUACAAAAAAAGAUGAACAUACAAAUCAUACCAAACAGCCCACGUUGUUCAAAUUUUCCACAGAAAAACUGACUUUGUGAUCUUUUUGGUAGCGGCUCUUUCUCCGUGUUAAGGAAUUUGAAGUCUAGUAGUAAAAUCCUGCUGAAGCACACAUCCCGCUCUGCAGACGGUGCAGCGGGCAGCUGUGGCCUGUCAGCAUAUGAGUAGCUGUAACCCUUUUAAAAACAUGUCCAGUAGCCACAUGUCUUUUACGUAUGUUACAUAAACAUCUCCGCAGAGACAUUUCCUAAAAGAAGAAAAACAGUGAAAACCAGUAAACCGUGCAUGUCUUACUUUGCAUAACCGCAGCGUUGCGCUGCUGGAUACUGAACAUUCUGUACUCUGUCUCAAUGCUGUGGUUCAACAAAUAAGCUGAAUCAGUUUUCUUCUUCCACAUCUUAACUCUCCGUGUCUUUUGCCAGCCUAUUUUAUCGUGAGAAGGUGUUUAGCUGAAAGGUAAUUGUAACUCAAAAGUGUCCCAAUAUGACAAAAAGGAAGCAGGGGAAGGAAGACGUUCCACUUCUGCUUUCCACUGACCAAAAAAAGAAAAAAAAAACGCCCCAGAGAUAUACAAAAUGAGCUCUUCCUCCUGUCCUCAUACUGUACUCUACAAUUUCAUGAUUUACUGGCUGAUUUAAACUAUGGGAAGGUGGAUCAUCAUUAUUCUGGGAUUAAUUCCAGGUGUCUGGAGUGGAACAUGGGGGGUGACCUAUGAAAACCAGUGCGCUUUAAGAGGGACGUCAGUAGAUUUGAAGUGCAAGUACGGCUAUACUUUAGGAAAUUUCGUCACCUGGGUCGGCUGGUUUAAAGCCCAACAGGUCUCUAACAAAUUGACUCAGGUUCCCCUCUCACAGCUCCCUUCGCCGCCAAACCAUUUUAAAUACAUUGGUGAUUACCGCGGCAACUGCAACCUGAGGAUCAAUAAUGUCCAGCCUUCGGAUCAAGGAGCGUAUUAUUUCAAUUUUGCCGCAACACUUGGGAGCUGGACAAGUGACACGUACGCUUUCUUGUCUGUGAGAGAGCUGACCACAGUGGUGGAGCCGAGCGUUGCCAGGGAGGGGGACGCUGUCAGGCUGACCUGCGAGUCGGGCUGUCCUGAAACUAGAAAGAUCAACUGGUUCAAAGAUGGGCGACUUGUUCAGAGGUCACAGUUCCAGGCCAGCAGAGAGGAUGCUGGGAGCUAUUUCUGCGCCAUCCAGGGAGAGGAGACGGUCCGGUCGGCCUCUGUUGCUCUGAGUGUUCACUAUGCUCCUACGGACGUAACGCUGUCAGUGAGUCCAUCUAGAGACGUCGUCAGAGGAAGCAUGGUUACCUUGACCUGCAGCGGUAGGGCCAACCCUCCGGUGGCUCGGAGCGGAUAUCGUCUCUACAAGGACGCAACGUAUGUGAGCUCGGGGCAGAGCCAUGUCAUCUCGGACGUCCAGCCCAGACACAGGGGGCGGUACCACUGCCAAGCCUGGAACAACAUCAGCAGGAGCGGCAGCAACCUGAUCAACUCAUUGGCGGUAUACCUGGACGUCUGGUAUCAGCCGAUGAAUGUUUCAGUUUCAGUGAGUCCAGAGCAUAUUGUUGAGGGCAGCGGCGUCAAUCUGACCUGUAUUAGCAAUGCUAACCCUGCAGCAGACAACUACACCUGGUACAAAAGAACAGAACCGACCGGCUCCCACUCCCUGGUCCAUGUGGGCUCAGGACAGGUGCUGUCCCUUCCCUCCAUGGAGGCGUCCCACAAUGGCCUCUAUGUCUGCUACGUGAGGAACAGCCUCGGAGAGGGCAACUCAACCGAGGUGGUCCUGGCCAUGGCAGCAGGGCAGCAUGGCAGCCAGUCCCUUCCCAUCUUAGCUGGAGUCGGACUACUUCUUAUUGCGGCGUUAGUUGCCGUGCUGCUUUUGUUCUGGAGGAAACAGAGGUCUCAGGUGGAUAAAAAAACUCAUUUAGUCUCCAGACUCCAUGGAGGAACAUCAAACCCUGAAGAACCGACAGAAACAGUUUAUUCCAACAUUCACGUGCCUCCAUCUUCUCCUCCACCCGUCUUUGACCCCUACAGCUCUCCAGCUUCACGCGGGAAAAAUACUCCUAAAUCUUCUGAGGCUGAGAUUAUCUACACCACAGUGACAGUCAAACCCAGAGACAGGAGCGCAGCACAACACAAAAACUCCUGGUCUGAAGGCAGAGAAGAUGGCGGCUCUGUGAUCUACGCCUCCGUCGUCAAAUCCAGCAGAUGAUUCAUUUCCUGACAACAUCUUUGUUUUAAAAUACACAGUCAACACGUUUCAGGAGAAAGAGACAUUAAAAGCUAAAGAAUUCAGAAUUUUUGUGAAAUAUAGUUUUUAUUUAUUUCUUUUAAUAUUAAAUUUUGCGAUUACAAAAACAGUUGCUUGUAUUAAAACUAUAUUGUGAUUUAAAUGUUUUAUGUCAUUUUUGGACAGCAUGAACCACAUCAUGUCUGUGUUCUGCACAACUGUAAAUAUUAUAUUCAACGCAGCAAUGUGUUUGUAAAAUUUGAAUUAAAGAAACAUUGAAGAAUUGUCAGUGAAUGAAAAGGAAACUAACUUCUGCCUUCAUCAGUCUCAGAAAACGACCAGUUUAUUAUUUUUGAUCAAAAACCAUUUAUAUUUGCAACCUGCUCUCAGCAAACACACUGAUAAUUCCAUUGUUUUUUUUCAUAUUAGGUUAUGUCAUUUUUAUUUCUGAAAAGUAUAAAACAUAUCAAUGCAUUAUUUGGUAAAUGUAACACAAAGAGGAACAAUAUUAUCUUGCUAAAAAUAUUUUUUUGUGUUCAUGGUUUUGUGGUUCAAGUUUAAUAUAACAGUUCUGGGGAUAUCAGUACACAUACAAACAAACACAUUCCAGUAUAUUACAUUCACAAUUCUAAAAAAAUAAUCAGUAGAAAAAGGUUUUAUGAGAUGGGAAUUUAAUUAUUAUUGCACACUUGAAUGGCAAGAUCUGUCCCUUUCCUUUCACCUUGCAAUUAUUCUCCAUUAUGUCAGUUACAUAAGGCUCCAUUAAAAUACUUUGAAGUUUGUGUUUAUAACAUGACAAAAGCUGAGAAAGUUCAAUAAUUUGAACAGAGACAGGACCUGACUAAUAUUUACAACAACAAAACACUGAUUGGGGCGAUUGAAGUGGAUAUAAAGUAAAAGGCACAUACUGAAUGUUAUGUGGAAACGUUAUAAAAUGUGUUAUAAAGGAUAAAAGAGAAGGUGCGUAGCACAUAAGUGAAUGUGAAAGCAAAGAAAACUAGCAUUUCCACUGUGAGGCAACCUCAGAAAAUAAUGUAUUUUUUUUAAAUCUUUAGGUGUUUGGUUGUCUGCAUUGAUUUGUUAGCUUAUAUAUAGUGUCAAAGUGGACGUAGGAUUUCUACAAUACACACUGUGAUCGCUGUCUUCAGUGAAGCUCAAUCACAGAAGACAGAGAUUCAUGUAAAGAGUUGAUAAAAUCUUUUUUUAAUUUUUUUAUCAAGUUUACUUCCAGAAUAGCUCUGAUUGAUUGAGCUUCAUGGAAGUUCAUAUGUACAGUUAUCCACACUUCAAGUCCAAAGUCUACUUCAGAUAUGAGAGAAAAAU